AUGUCUGAAUUGGUGCGACGUGAAGCACACACACACAGCGCAGGCGACGGGCUGCGCUCCUCCGUGGCCUAUCCCCGCCCUUCAGAUGCAGGUGUACCACGCCUUUCGCGCCAGUCCGAGGGUGGUGAUCUGCGCUCCCUGGGCCGUCGCGCCUCUCAGGAAGGUCCCCGCCUCUCGCGUGAGGAGCGCCGUUCCAGGUUGUCAGGCUCGGAGCAGCGGAUGCUCUCGCAACCGCCUGCGCCAGAAGACAGCGAAUCGGACCUGCUGGUGGAGGACGGCUUCCGCCGCAAGUCCGAGGUCACCGGUCCGAAGCCACGGGCGAGCAUCCUCACGCUGGAGUUGGACGCCGACAACGUGGAGGAGAUGAAGUCGAUCGUUUGGAAGUUCACGGAGCGUGGAGCCGUGGUGAAGGUCAUCAACAAGAACUGCCCGGAGGCAGUGCCCGAGAGUUUGCGCGCUGGAGAUUUGUUGACCUUCAUCAACGAGGAGUGCGUCCUGGAGCAACCCAAGGCGUUCAUUCAGCAAGCAUGGAAGGAACAGCAGCUGGAAGACCGCUACGUCGUGCUGCGUUUCAAGCCCGUCGAGCGCGAGGCGGGGAAGCUGUGGGCGAGGAGGCUGGAUGGCCCCUUCUACUUCCAAUGGCCGCCCAGCCGUUGA
Durusdinium trenchii is the source of this 657-nucleotide messenger RNA. Lineage: Eukaryota; Dinophyceae; Suessiales; Symbiodiniaceae. The record is from the annotation of a GenBank genome assembly.